Molecule: messenger RNA, 543 nt
Organism: Xylona heveae TC161
Lineage: Eukaryota; Fungi; Ascomycota; Xylonomycetes; Xylonales; Xylonaceae
Exons: 1
Coding region: 104-496 (130 amino acids)
Source: RefSeq, a predicted model, not a curated record
UAGUUUCCUAAUUGGGAAGAUAUCAGAAUUGUCGUGGGACGUCUACACAAUUCUGUCCGGAUUCCUCGUCAACCCGGUUUCCGAGCAUCUUUCUUUCAGCUUCAUGUUUCUAUAUGUGGAUCAUGAAGCUUUUCGUACGGUGUGGGGUAUCACGAGAGGCGUAGUCAUGAUGGUGAUGGGCAUGGUAUGGUGGUGGUGGUGGUGGUGGUGGUGGUGGUGGAGAUACUCGGACUUAAGCCGUAGGAUGGACUUCGAACGCAGUUUCCUAAUUGGGCAUCAUCUCAAUCUUCGUCGCACGUCUAUGCAAUUAUGUUCGGAUUCCUCAUCACCCCGAUUUCCGAGCAUCUUUCUUCUGGCUUCAAUCUGUGUGAGUGAGGCUCAUGAAGCUUUUCGUAUGGUGGGGGAGUAUCAUGAUAGGUGUAACUAUGGCCGCGGCCGCGGUGGUGGUGGUGGUAGUAGCAGUGGUGGUGUUGAUACUCGAACCAUAGACGUUUGACGAUCCUCAGAUGCAGUUUCCGAAUCGGGACAGUAUCGAAAUCAUCG